UCAUUAUCUUUUUCACAAUGGAUAUUGCCAAAUUCUCUCAAAUAAAUACCCCAAGGUUUCUCUCCCACCUUCAUCAUCAUCAUCAUCACAAACCCAAUCCUCCAUUACCAAAAUCUCUCUCUUUUUCUUUCUCUCUUUCUCCUAACAUGGCUCUCAAAGCCGUCCAUGUCUCCGAUGUCCCUUCCCUCGAUCUUGUCCCUGAAAAUCCCUCCCUCUCCCUCCUCUCCCCCCGUUUUUCUAGCGGUUUGGAGAUGAGCAAUGGUGAUGGAUUAAAGAUGCCAAAGUUCGUUGUAAUUGGACAUAGAGGAAACGGUAUGAAUGUCUUACAAUCUACGGAUCGGAGAAUGAGAGCCAUCAAAGAAAACUCCAUUAUGUCUUUUAAUGCUGCUUCUUCUUUUCCUCUUGAUUUCAUUGAAUUUGAUGUUCAGGUGACCAAAGAUGACUGCCCAGUCAUUUUCCACGAUGAUUACAUCUACUCUCAAGACAAUGGUAAUGUGUUUGGGAAGAGAAUACCUGAGUUGUGUUUAUCAGAGUUUCUUUCCUAUGGGCUUCAAAGAGAGGCAGGAAAGGAAGGAAAAGUUUUGGUGAGAAAAACAAAAGAUGGAAAGAUAUAUAAUUGGGAAGUUGAACAAGAUGACACACUUUGUACCCUUCAAGAAGCAUUUCUCAAAGUUGAACCUUCUUUGGGUUUUAACAUUGAGUUGAAAUUUGAUGACCAUAUUGUUUAUGAACAAGCUUAUCUCACUCAUGUCCUUCAAGCCAUCUUAAAGGUUGUUACUGAUUAUGCUAAGGAUAGGCCUAUUAUAUUCUCAACUUUUCAGCCUGAUGCAGCGAUACUUGUUCGUAAAUUGCAAAGCACAUAUCCGGUUUUCUUUUUAACUAAUGGAGGGUGUGAAAUCUAUGAAGAUUUGAGAAGGAACUCUUUAGAGGAGGCUUUGAAACUCAGUUUGGAGAAUGGAUUGGAAGGAAUUGUUUCUGAGAUUAAAGGGAUCUUUAGAAAUCCUGGAGCUGUAAGCAAGAUCAAGGAGUCCAAUCUCUCUCUUCUAACAUAUGGAAAAUUAAAUAAUGUUCCAGAAGCGGUUUACAUGCAGCACUUAAUGGGAAUUGAUGGGGUGAUAGUAGAUUUUGUGCAAGAAAUAACAGAGGCGGUUGCGGAUAUGAUGAAGCCAGCAAAGAUUGGGGAGGAAGAGGGUUUGACUGAAGGGAUUGGGAAGAACUCAAAGCCUCAAUUUUCACAGCAGGAGCUUUCUUUUCUUUACAAGCUCAUUCCACAAUUGCUAUUGCUUUAAAAAAGAAGAGAUUGGUUUUAAUUUGAUUUGGGGAACACUGAUGAUAGUUUAGGAGCUUUAAUCCUCUCCUAUUACCUUAACACUUUUAUUAGACACAGAAGAAUUUGGGGACGGUACCAUGAAUGCUUAAUCAUUUGUACAUAUAGAUUUUCUUCUUUUCACUUGAGGAUGAAGGAAAUGGUGAUUAUGUAUGAAAAUUAGUUUGGAGGCCCUCUAUUGAAAUGAAAUAUAUUUGAAAUUUAUUGACA
Medicago truncatula (barrel medic) is the source of this 1537-nucleotide messenger RNA. Its product is annotated as glycerophosphodiester phosphodiesterase GDPD1, chloroplastic. Gene Ontology annotation, molecular function: phosphoric diester hydrolase activity. The record is from RefSeq and is a predicted model, not a curated record. Bases 18 to 1289 code for a protein of 423 amino acids. Gene Ontology annotation, biological process: glycerophospholipid catabolic process. The transcript has 7 exons. Lineage: Eukaryota; Viridiplantae; Streptophyta; Magnoliopsida; Fabales; Fabaceae.